UACUUUGUACUGUGUAGCUGUGCAGUAGCGUUCUUGUUGCCAAUCUAAUCUUAUCUAGAACUGAAGUGACUAGAGCAAUAGUCAACCCCUAGUGCUAGUGAUCAUACUACGAACCGGAAGUUGACGUGGACCGCUGCUUUUCUGCUGUAUUCCGAGUAAGAGGAUCACGCAACAGUCACCAUGAUCCAUGCUGUGCUCAUCUUCAACACAUCCGGGAUCCCAAGGCUGACCAAGUUCUACACACCCCUCCAUCAGUCUUCUCAGACAUUGAUACAGAAAAUAUUCUCUCUCAUAUCCAUCCGGCCUGCAGGACUCUGCAACUUUCUAGAUGCACCGGAGCUCGAGGCGUUUCUUGGCCCCAAAGACGGUUCGGACGAGAGAUGGCGCGUUGUCUACCGAAACUACGCCACUCUGUACUUUGUCUUCGUUGUCGAUGGUGCAGAAAGUGAACUGGGCAUACUAGACUUGAUACAGGUUUUUGUGGAAGGGCUCGAUAGGCACUUUGAGAAUGUCUGUGAAUUGGACUUGGUGUUUCAUUUCGACGAAGCGCAUCACAUUCUUGCAGAAAUCAUACAAGGCGGUCUUGUCUUGGAGACCAAUGGAGACGAAAUCAGUAACUCAGGUCUGUAAUUUUUCCAUUCGAAACGAUCAUGUACAAGCUUAAUCUGGCAUUCUGAUAUUAAUGAAUACUUUGCAGUGAAGCUAGCUUCGAAGGCCAGAAGGAACUCAUUUGCAUCAUCAAAUCCUUUGUCUCUAGGCAGCGGACCCGGGGGUCCGCGAAGCGGAUCUCUAGGAUGGUUGACUGAUAGGCUGGCAGGUGUCGCCACUCGA
Suillus fuscotomentosus is the source of this 831-nucleotide messenger RNA. RefSeq names its product AP complex, mu/sigma subunit. Bases 181 to 630 code for a protein of 149 amino acids. Gene Ontology annotation, biological process: vesicle-mediated transport; intracellular protein transport. The transcript is spliced from 4 exons. Lineage: Eukaryota; Fungi; Basidiomycota; Agaricomycetes; Boletales; Suillaceae. Gene Ontology annotation, cellular component: membrane coat; intracellular membrane-bounded organelle. The record is from RefSeq and is a predicted model, not a curated record.